AUGUGCCGCGAGAACGUCACCAUCGCGCAGUGCGCUCCCCACGAUCCUCCCGUCCUUUCUUUCACCUGCGGUAAACUCCACAUGGUAGCUCAGGGCCGUGUCGUCUGCGACAAAGCUGAGGGCAAAUGCGUUUGCUACUUUGGCACCUGUGGCCUUGUCACACGUGAGAUCACCACCGGUGGGAUCGAUCUUAGCAACAUCAGCAAGAUCCGAUGUGCUACCUGUGUUGUCCGAGAGGAUAAUGUGGGUGACCGCCGAUCUGACCGCGAGAUUCUCGAAUCUCCUCUCCUCGAGCGACCCGCAAUCGACAAGGCAAGUAAGGAAAACCAUGCCAGACUCCUUAGCAGCCUUUGGCGAGGCAAGGCCACCUGCCCCUACCAUUCUGAGGACGUUCCUGAUUCUUUCGUCUCCCGCGCCCUGAGCGAUGUGUCCGUCGAAUCUCCUGCUCAGAUUGAGGUUGCUGUCCAGCCUGUUGCCGAAGCCGCAGUCAAUAAGCCCUUCUCCGUCGACAACCAUGCCACUGACGCUCCAAGCGUUGACUCUCCAACCUUCGACACUUUCCCAGAGGAGCAUUCCGAUGUCAAGACUACCGAAGUUGAUUCCGCCUCUGUUGGGUCUGUUCAAGCCGAUGUCGUUGGAACCACCGGCACUGAGCCUAUUGCCACUGAGCCUAUUGCCGCCGUUGACGAGUGGACUGCCACCCCUGCCCCAACUAUCGAGCAUGACAAGGAAGCUUCUGCUGAACCCACUUUCGAUUCCGGUAUCAAGAAUGGACUGGGGCGUGAGAUUGGUAUCGAGACCAGUCGCUGGGCCCCUCCCAAGCCAUCUGAUCCCGUGCCUGAGGAAGAAGUGCAGGAGAAAGUUCAGGACAACGACCCUUCCGAUGCUCCCGACACCAAGCCUCGCCGUAUUCCUACUGUCAACUUCGCGUUUGAUCCAAACAACGCUGAUAAGCUGCGCGACGUCACCCAGAAGCUGGCGAGCUUGAAGUCCCAGUUCCUCCUGGGAAAGGCUUUUUAG
Molecule: messenger RNA, 1020 nt
Organism: Fusarium sp. VM40
Lineage: Eukaryota; Fungi; Ascomycota; Sordariomycetes; Hypocreales; Nectriaceae
Source: the annotation of a GenBank genome assembly